Messenger RNA from Linum tenue, 336 nucleotides. Lineage: Eukaryota; Viridiplantae; Streptophyta; Magnoliopsida; Malpighiales; Linaceae. The record is from the annotation of a GenBank genome assembly.
AUGAGAGGCUCAUUACUUCAACUAGUCUCCGUGUUCCUCAAAAGUGAUCCUACUGCUGUGAAAAAAUAUGCUAGACGCGCUCAAUUGGGUGAAAUUUUUGAAUUAGAUCGUGCUACUUUGAAAUCAGACGGUGUUUUUCGUAGUAGUCCAAGGGGUUGGUUUACUUUUGGACAUGCUUCGUUUGCUCUGCUUUUCUUCUUCGGACACAUUUGGCAUGGUGCUAGGACCCUGUUCAGAGACGUUUUUGCUGGUAUUGAUCCAGAUUUAGAUGCUCAAGUGGAAUUUGGAGCAUUUCAAAAACUAGGAGAUCCAACUACAAAAAGACAAGUAGUUUGA